UUUUUUUGUUUUUUAGUACUAUACUUCUUUGGGAACAUGGAUCCCGUUGUUUCUUGUAAAAAGGAGAUCAGUGAAGAGGACCAGAAGCUCCGCUCUUUCAUGAACCAGUCUUCUAUCCAUUCCUUCAACCACACAUCUAAGAAGGACCGCAUCAUCCGCAUCACAAACGGCCGCAUUUUUAGAAAUGGAAAGAUCGAGCUGGGCGACCUUUGGGUUCGGAACGGAAAGAUUUUGGAUCCCCAGAGCUACUUCUACAGCCGAAUGAACUCAUCUGAAGUAUAUGCUGAUGAAGUGAUUAACGCUCGCAACCGUAUCGUGUGCCCCGGUUUUAUUGAUAUUCAAAUCAACGGAGCCUUCGGUUACGAUUUCAGCGACCCUUCAAUCACCAAAGAGCAGAUCAACCAUGUGUGCCGCAACCUUCUUUCUUCCGGAUGCACUGCCAUCUGCCCCACCAUUAUCACCUCCGCCUUCGACACCUACCACCGCAACCUCCAGUUGUUUGCCUACCGCGAGGCUUCCGUGGAGGAGGGCUGCGCCAUCCUGGGCGCGCACUGCGAAGGCCCCUUCAUUUCCCCGCAGCGCUCGGGAGCCCACCCUCCCGAAUACGUCCGAGCUCCAGUGAAGGGCGCGGAGUCUGUGCAGGAGUGCUACGGCGAUACGUCGAACAUCAAGAUCGUGACGAUGGCUCCGGAGCUGGAGGGCGCGCUGGCCGCCACGAACUACCUCGUGCAGCAGGGCAUUACCGUGUCUAUGGGCCACACCGCGGCGCAUAUCAACCAGGCGAUCGAUGGUGUGGGCGCUGGAGCCUCGCUGAUGACGCAUCUGUUCAACGCGAUGACGCCGUUCCAUCAUCGCGACCCCGGCAUGAUCGGCGUGCUCGGAAUGCCCACGGAUGAGUCGCCCUAUUACUCGAUCAUUGUGGAUGGAAUUCACUCGCACCCCUUCGCGGUGCGGUUCGCUUGGAAGGCCAAUGGAUCGCACUGCGUGCUCAUCACCGACGCCAUGGCCGCGGCGGGACUCCCCGAUGGACACUACAAGCUGGGAAAGCAGAACGUGGUGGUGGCGGACGACCGAGCCGUCCUGGAGGAGAAUCAUGACACGCUUGCUGGAUCGAUCGUGCACAUCGAUGCCUGUGUGCGGAACUAUGUGAAGUUCACUGGCUGCUCCAGAGAGGAGGCGCUCCGCAACGCCACAAGUAAUCCGGCCCAUGUGAUUCAUAUGGACCAUAAAAAGGGAGCACUUGAGGCCAAUAUGGACGCCGACUUUUUGUUUUUGGAUGAUGAUUUGAACGUGUUGGCGACCUUUGUGGGAGGAGAGCUGGCCUGGAACAAGGAGGGCGUUCAGAUUUAACGAUAGUAACUUUAGAGAUCAAUCGCU
Blastocystis hominis is the source of this 1377-nucleotide messenger RNA. RefSeq lists its product as hypothetical. Gene Ontology annotation, biological process: N-acetylglucosamine catabolic process. NCBI's taxonomy places the organism in Eukaryota, Bigyra, Opalinata, Blastocystidae. The transcript is spliced from 2 exons. Gene Ontology annotation, molecular function: N-acetylglucosamine-6-phosphate deacetylase activity. Bases 100 to 1350 code for a protein of 416 amino acids. The record is from RefSeq and is a predicted model, not a curated record.